GCUUCUAUAGAUGAUUGUAAUAAUAAUUAGGAACCAAGUUUGCAUUUAUUCGCAAGGUAUUCAUACAGUCCACAAAAGGUGUUUGAGGUUUCAUCUCGCAUAUCGUUACAUGUAAUUACAUGUGAGAGAUAUCUUUUAAUGUUUGUCUUGCCCGAGGUUAGAUAACUGCUAGGAUGGGAAUAUUUGUUUCUACUGAUCAAUUAGACAAAGAGGACGAAGAGGAUAUAGAGGCAUUUCGAAAACCUAAGUAUUAUCGAGGGAGGGAUGGUCCAAAGUUUCGCGUCAUGAACUUCACGAGAGAUUACGAGUACCGACAGUACGAAAAUUCCACUUGGAUUUCGGCGCGUUUCGAGAAUAUGGAACACAGCAAAGCGCUUAGUAAAGGAGAAAAGAUCCUCGGUCGCUACUUCAAUGGCAAGAAUGGCCCGGAGAAGUUCAUGGACUUGACUUGUCCGCUUAAAGUUCGAGUAGAGCUCGGAAAGAACGGAGAGUGGGAAGAAAGCGAGUUUGUUGCGUCUCUUCAUCUGCCCUACGAGAACGCAAACCGACCACCAGCGCCGAGCGAGGGCGGUCUUUUCAUCCAAGACGUGGCUGAACACUUUGCCUACGUGUCGAGCUUCGAGGGGUUUGCUAGCGAAGACAAGUGGCAGGAAGAAGUCUUCAAGUUGAAGAGAAUUUUGGAUAGCGAAGGGAAAAAGUACGACAAACAAGUGGUUUUUACCGCGAGGUACGAGAACCUUCUCCAUUUUGGGAAGAAGAGAAAUGAAGUGAUCUUUGUUGUUGCAAACGACUGAAGAAGACUUUCCGAACAUUGACUACUUGGACUCAAAAACAAGUUUAAGUAUUUUUGUUUCAAUUUAGGGCUCUCACUUAUAGACAUGCACAAGAGGAAAUGCUGUACUUCUUUCCAAUUUUGAUCCUUUGAAAUAACUUUGGACAUCAACGAAAUAACUAUGCUGCAAUCAAAUAAUUAUUGGUUAAAGCGCGACGCAAAAACUUAGGGAGAGAAAAAUGGUCUGUCCACAGACAUUUAUU
Molecule: messenger RNA, 1035 nt
Organism: Orbicella faveolata
Lineage: Eukaryota; Metazoa; Cnidaria; Anthozoa; Scleractinia; Merulinidae
Product: heme-binding protein 2-like
Source: RefSeq, a predicted model, not a curated record